Haliotis rubra (blacklip abalone) is the source of this 1160-nucleotide messenger RNA. Its product is annotated as cubilin homolog. NCBI's taxonomy places the organism in Eukaryota, Metazoa, Mollusca, Gastropoda, Lepetellida, Haliotidae. The transcript is spliced from 6 exons. The coding region runs from base 189 to 980 and encodes 263 amino acids. The record is from RefSeq and is a predicted model, not a curated record.
UGACAAAAGAAACAAACGAUACCUACAUCCAACUCUAUUUGGUAGAUUUUGAACUGGGGAGACGAAACGGCGACACUUGUGGCACAGAUUAUGUAGAAAUAUUUGAUGGUAAUUCUGAAGACAGUAAGCGUAUUGCUUUACUGUGUGGGUACAAGUCAGCAGCCAGCUAUAUUGGAACCGGUAGUCACAUGAUGGUGAAGAUGGUGACAGGGGCGUCACCUAGAGGAAAGCUCUUCAAAAUAGAAUACAGCUCAUCGUCCGAAGAAAGAUGUACCCCAAAAGAUCGCAUGGCGAAGGAACACCCAUCUUCCCUCCUCUCACCCUCAUACCCAAGUCAAUAUGCACCGAGUCUUCACUGCACAUGGCUCAUCGACAGUGGCAGCGAGAACCAUGUCGUUAUGUUUAAGGUCGUUCUAGCAAGUAUCGUUUACUCCGACGGGUGCACGGAUGACUAUCUAGCUGCCUAUGAUGGCAUGUCUGAGACAACAGGUGUCCAGUUGGGUAAAUGGUGUCAGGACAUCGACCAGUCAGAAACAAUACACUCCAGCCACCAAUACCUGACAAUUGUCUUCCACACUAACGAGGAUCAGUCAGGUGAUGGCUUCAGGCUGAAGUACUGGACAGAUGCCAGACAUGAUGAACAAGGUCAGACUGGAGCCCUCGGGAAUGUAGGAGCUGUUGUUGGUGCCGUAGUAGGAGUCCUCGUACUGUUGGUUGUCAUCAUCAUCAUCAUAUUCUGUAUCAUCAGGAGACCUCUGUCAAAAGGUUCUGGGGGUUCUUCUGGGGGAAGUCAAGCCGCUCCUGUAGUGGUUUAUCAGCCAAAGGAGCAAGUUAUGUAUGAAAGACCACCUGACUACCCUCCUCAGUAUGACCCACAACAAGGGUCAAAGUACAAAGUUCAAGGACAUGGAUAUCCCCAGACUGGACCUGUUCAGGAUCAUGAAGUUUCACAGUUACUACAUGUUAAGGAACAUGUUUAAUCUUGUUCUUGAGCUUUUCAAGUGAAGACCUAUUCAAGAAAUAUGUAUUCUUUCCCAGGGCCUCUCAAAAGGAAUGAAUAUUCCAGCCAGUGCUUGUACAUGAUUAUGCAUGUUCUCAGGACAGUUCCAAGUGCAUUAUCUCAGUCAGUAUCUAUUGAAGAAAAUAAAAUAUGUCAGCCA